Pogona vitticeps (central bearded dragon) is the source of this 4074-nucleotide messenger RNA. NCBI's taxonomy places the organism in Eukaryota, Metazoa, Chordata, Lepidosauria, Squamata, Agamidae. The record is from RefSeq and is a predicted model, not a curated record.
AUGAACGUCAACAAGGGCAGCACGCUGAGGAAACGCAAGAUGUAUGAAGAAUUUCUCAGCAAGGUCUCCAUUUUGGAAUCCCUGGACAAGUGGGAACGUCUGACCGUCGCAGAUGCUCUGGAGCCAGUCCAGUUUGAAGACGGGGAGAAGAUUGUCGUUCAGGGGGAGCCAGGCGACGACUUUUUCAUCAUCACAGAGGGCACGGCUUCUGUCCUCCAACGGAGGUCUGAUAAGGAGGAGUACGUGGAGGUUGGACGCCUUGGGCCAUCGGAUUAUUUUGGGGAAAUUGCGCUUCUGCUGAACAGGCCCCGGGCGGCCACCGUGGUGGCUCGUGGGCCGCUGAAGUGCGUCAAGUUGGAUCGGCCCCGCUUCGAACGGGUCCUGGGCCCUUGUUCGGAAAUCCUGAAGAGGAACAUCCAGCGAUACAAUAGCUUCAUCUCCCUCACUGUUUAAGCGAUCCCCACCCCACCCCAGCUGCCCUUGAUGUUAAAACUUGUGCACUUAAAAAUGCGAGCCGUGCCGUUCCAUAGCUUUACGAUGAGAGUAAGAGGCACGUACGUUUUUGUGUGUGUUUUUCAAACGUCCAUGUCCAGCCCCGCCGGGAUGUCAGACCAUUACCAGCCAUGUCAAAAAAGGGUAGGCCACCAGAUCUGGGCUUGAAAGUCACUUUUUACAUUCCCGAUUCCCCGUUGCCUCACCCCCUUGAAUUCUGAUGGUGCCAUUUUAAACAUGGAAAGCCACCGAGCAGUGAUGCCUAAGAGCCUCAUUUAUCACGGAGUUUAGGAUUCAGUGAAUCCUAAAGCUCUUUUAAGAAAUCAGCCAUGGGUUGUUUUCUCAAAUGGAAGCACCUACAUCUAUGAAAACCGGGAAUCCUACACCUCAGAGGCGGCUGGAUGACUGCAACUCCCAUCAUCUCUCACAAUGGGCCAGAUAGGUUGAAUCUGAUGGGAACUGUUGUCUUACAGCAUCUGGAGGCCCACAGGUAUCACAACCACAGUUUUUUUUAAAAUGCCUUCUUUAAGAUGUUGGGUUCUACUAAGAUCUGAAAUGACAAAAAUGUCAUUCUAACAGAGACGUGGGAAUGCCUGAAUAAAUGGGGCCGUGGUCUAGUAAGAAAUGGCAUGCACAUGAAUCUUUGAGAGCUGCCAGAUUUAACCCGGGCUCUCCCUGGCCAUGAAUGGCAUCCAAAAUUGAGAUUCAGCCAGUGUUGAAGUCAGAACGAAAGCGGGUGACUCCAGUUUCUCAGGGUAUGUUACUCCGACUUGGGUUUCAGCCUGACCUCUACAGUUGCUGUCCAGGGUGCUGGAUGUUCUUCCUCCCAAAAGAAGCCCAACGCCUUGGCCAGUGGUUUUCGAACCUUUGGACUAAAAUCCGGAACGGAUUUGAACGCACCCCCCUCCAGCCUCCACUCAGACGGAUUCACCCAUCUGCUCUGCUACUGUGCAUGGCAUGCAGAAGAGGCCAUCUUGUCCCUUGACCUCAGGCAACACAUUGCUCUGGACUGCCCCUGGAACGACCUGAUACCUAGCUAGCUCAUUAUUGCCUCUUCUUACUGGCAGUGUUUUUUUCUUUCCUAAAUGUCGUUUUGCAGAUCCUGUUCUCUAAAGCCCAUUUAAGGGAGAUGCUGGGCAUGGCACCUGUUUUCCUUCCGCAUUUCAAGCAUUUGCUUUGCCACUGAGUGACGACCCCUCUGGGUAACACAUUACCAAGCAGCAGCAGGCCUUCUAAUGCACAGAAAUGAUCCAUAGCAAAUGCAUAUUUAUAUUGGGCUUUCCGAGUAUUGAUAUGAUUAAAACCACUCAGGCAAGGAAGGACGGUGGAAGCCACAGGGUCAAAUCCAGCACACCAGCAAUUUUAUUUCAGAAGAAAAAGUUGCGAUAUGAGCAAUCCAGGGCCAGAUUUCCCCCAGCUUUUAUUUAUUUAUUUAUUUAUUUAUUUUAAACCAAAUCAUUAUAAUUUUAAGUAGCAAUGUUUGCUCCCAUUUGGUUUAGAAAUGUGGCCCUGGGGGGAAGAGGGUCGUUAAACUGGAACCAUUUUUUGUCACUUAGAUUUUCCUUUUCCCCUUUGCUACCAUUAGCUCUGUUGAGUCAAGGAUGUGUUUUCUGGUCUCGAAGGUUAAAUAAGGUAAUUAGAAAAAUGGAACUCUUGAAAAUGCAGACCUUUGGCAUCUCUAGAUUAAGGUGUAAAAUAAAUCUGAUGUUAAGAGAGACUUGGUAGAUCAGGUCAAAAAGAAAAGAUUUUUUUUAAAAAAGAAACAUGUUAUGGCGCGAUAAAGAUUAACUGCUCUAUUUUAAGGUGAGCUUUCAGGGAGAAAUCCACUUCCUCAGGCAAUUUUGACAGAAAUUAACUUUCGUACUCACUAUUAUGGAUGUAUGAAGAGUUGAUUUCAUACAUAGCUAUUCGAUGUGGGGAAUGUGCGACCGACCCAUUUCGUCCUCUGGGGAUGGUUGAGGAUUCUAUGUGGUUUUGUUUAGAACUGAGCAAAAUCCCCCCAAAUUUAAAAGGCCCGAGAAAGUGACUCUGUGGCAGGUUUACUCAUCUGUAAACGUUGUGCCCAGGUGACCGCUUGGUAAGCCAAGAUUUUUGUCCUGCCCAACAAGACAAAGAAUUUCGCCCUUCCUAUAUUUUGCUUUUCCGAAUUUAUAGUCGAGUGGGGAAUGCAGACAAAUUCUGCCUUCCGGGGCAAAAGAAGAGACGGAUUUAGAAGGAGUGAUACAUGCAACUGGGGUGGGUCCUUCCUGUGCUGUAGGACUGCAUCUCUCAGCCCUGCCUUUCAUCACCCAUGCUGCCAAGAGCUGAUGGGAAUUGUAGUCCAAGAAAUUCUGGAGGUCCCUUGCCCACCCCUCAUUGCCCACGGUGGUCAGUUGCCACCGAGCUGCUAGUCAUCUGUGUGCGCUCAGGAGAGUGGAAGGAGUUGAAAUAAAUAGCUUUGUGGUAGUUGGAGACAUUUUUUUAAAAAAAUAUCAGUUGUUAUUUUUUCACGUGCCCUGAAUUUGCAAACCACAGCCUCGACAGUGCAAGACCCGAGCAGAGACGAUGAAAAGAUGUUUCAGAAGUCAUUCAUUCCUAGCUUUGCUGUAAGAAGUGACUGGACAGCCACAGAAAAAGGCCACAUGGGCAACCCACAGGAAAGAGUUCUUGAUAGAAGUGCGUUGCUCAUUUUGUCCCCUAAAGGUGCGUUUAGUAGCUGCCAUUUGUCUUGUGUUCCAAGCCAGACGUGAUCAUUUCAAAAGCAAAAAUUUGACUCAACACUGACCACAUAUUCCAACGCUCCUGUAAUUUAAGCAAGGCCUGCUUUUUCAUUUCAGGUUACGUUUUUUCCUACCCGUCCAACUCACUGGGUCGAUUUGUCUUUCUAUGUUUAGCUCCAUGGGUAUCCUAUGGAAUCAAGCUAUCAGGAUUUCCCCCAGGAAAGCCCUUUGGAAUCCCAUGUAUUGUCUCUCUUCAUUGUCCAGUAGGGUUCAUCCAGGGCAGCGUCACGCUGGAUUUGUGAAUCCUGUGCCGUGCAUUUCAGGACCACGUUUUUUUACCUGCAAGAUUUUCUGCCUGGUGUAUUUUGUCCCCCAUGCACUUUGUUGGACUGUUGUAUCUGUGUUUAAUAUUUUUAUUUCUGACUUUUGAUCACCACGCUCUGAGCCCUGUGACUAGACAGGAUGGAACCCGGGUCUCCGUUGCUCUACUUUGGGUGACGUAAGAUAUGCAGGGAAAGGAUGGAGGAAGAGGCAGGAAUGCCCGGGCAUGCAGUGGGCAUAAUGUGCCAACCUGUCUUGGAUUCUUUUCUGCCUGGGAAGUGGCUAGAUGUCAUCUACACAUCUGGGGGUGGCAGAGGGCUGCUGUUCUCACAGCAAACAUUCGCACCCUCCAAAUUUCAGUGCUGUGGGUUGAAGCCCUUCUUGCCGUGCCUUAGUUGCGGCUCAUGUGGAACGCCAGAUGCUCUGUUAGAUGGCCGGUCAUGACGAUGGCACGCUCUGAAGAAGAUCAUUUGAAAAUCACAUCCAUGUAAACCUGAUUUCCUGUGAAUUGUUUGGCAUUUGAUUCUGUGUGAAUUUCUUUUAAAGACGAAUAUUGAUUUUC